AGGUACACAUUCUUUCAUCUUCAAGAAAUUUCAUUUGUUUUAGAAGCUCAGAAAUAACUAAUGAUAUUUCACUACAUCAUUUUUGAUACCUACUUGUAUCAAGCACCUAUUUACAAUGUAGUUAUUGGUGAGUGUGUGGAAUUGUUAGCUGUCACUCAUUUUAAUCAUAAUGGUUCUGAAGAAAUUACAUGGAAGAAAGAUAACAAGUUACUAAAUGAUAACAAAGGAGCAAAAAGUCUAUCAAUCUCUUCAGUGUCAGAGCAAGAUGCAGCAUAUUAUCAAGUUAAAGUGCAUAAUAAAUACCUUGGUGUAACGGAAGUUACUGAUAUAUGGCUAAAUGUCAAAGGAUGUCAAUUGUAUCAGAAGGCCAUUGUUAAAUCAAGUACUCGUUGUGGUAAAUUAUGCAUAGACAUAUGUCCAAAAGAAUGGAUUUAUGUCCCUGGGACGCAGGCAAAAUGUGUUCAAUACUUUCCUCAAAUUAAAAGUUGGUCUGAUGCAUCUGAAAGCUGUCAAGCCAUAGGAGGUGAAUUAGCUGUGAUACAGAAUGCAAAUGAAAACAAUUUUUUAGGUGACAUUCUACAAACAGCUGCUGGUGCUUGGAUAGGACUAAAUGAUAGAUCAGUUGAAAGCAAAUACAUUUGGAAUUUUCAAUCAAACAAGAUUUCUGAGUUUUUUUCUUGGGGUGAAGAUGAGCCAAAUAAUUAUAACAAAGGUUGCAAUAUUGAAAACUGUGUUCAAAUAAAAAAAGAGACUGCUAAAUGGAUUGAUUUGAUAUGUGGAGUUUUCAUCCCAUAUGUAUGCCAAGUCGAUGCAGUUUAUAAUGAAAGUGUCACCUGGAGUUGUUAUCGUUCUAAGUGUUAUCGUUAUUUUAACGAUUUGCUUGUCUGGGAAGAUGCUCUCUCGCGUUGUAAAGCAAUUCAUUUAAGUGGUCAGCUGGCCACAAUAGAAAAUCAGGCUGAAAACGACCUGGUUGCUCAACUUUUGAUAGAAAGUGCUUGGAUUGGUUUAAAUGAUAGAUGGGAAGCAGGUUUGUAUUCCUGGUCCGAUAAUAAACAAGUGCUAACCAAAAAAUCUUUUUUUAACUGGGAUGUAGGAGAACCUAAUGAUAAGUUUUAUCAUUCGUUUGCAAACACUUGUUCUGGUGAAGACUGCGUGCAAUUAAGAAAAUUUGGUUCUAAGGUUACAUGGCAUGACCUAGGAUGUAAUACCGUGAUACCUCAUAUAUGCGAAAAGAUUAGAGAUCGUGAAAUUACAACAGGAGGCUUGGUCGGAAUUAUAAUUGGUUGCUUAAUUCUUUUUGCUGUACUUGGAGGUCUCGCUCACGCGGCGUUUCAAAGGCACAAAAAAACCGCUGUCAAAGAUAUUAUAAAAGCUGCUUACCAAGAAGAUUUUUUAACUCAGCAAAAAUUAUCACGAAAAUCAAUAUAAUUGUUAUCACGAAAAUCGAUAUAAUUGUUAUCACGAAAAUCGAUAUAAUUGUUAUCACGAAAAUCAAUAUAAUUGUUAUCACGAAAAUCGAUAUAAUUGUUAUCACGAAAAUCAAUAUAAUUGUUAUCACGAAAAUCAAUAUAAUUGUUAUCACGAAAAUCAAUAUAAUUGUUAUCACGAAAAUCGAUAUAAUUGUUAUCACGAAAAUCGAUAUAAUUGUUAUCACGAAAAUCGAUAUAAUUGUUAUCACGAAAAUCAAUAUAAUUGUUAUCACGAAAAUCGAUAUAAUUGUUAUCACGAAAAUCAAUAUAAUUGUUAUCACGAAAAUCAAUAUAAUUGUUAUCACGAAAAUCAAUAUAAUUGUUAUCACGAAAAUCGAUAUAAUUGUUAUCACGAAAAUCGAUAUAAUUGUUAUCACGAAAAUCGAUAUAAUUGUUAUCACGAAAAUCAAUAUAAUUGUUAUCACGAAAAUCGAUAUAAUUGUUAUCACGAAAAUCAAUAUAAUUGUUAUCACGAAAAUCGAUAUAAUUGUUAUCACGAAAAUCGAUAUAAUUGUUAUUUACAUUUAGAGUAAUAAUCUUAUGAUGCAUUAGUUUGCAGAAUUCUUCAACUUAGCAGAAAUUUGUUAAUAAAAACAAACGAUAUAUUUAUUUUGAAAGUAGGUUUAUACUUUAUAAUUUAAAAAUGAUUUGAACUAUGUUUGACGUGAAGUGGUGUCCUCACGUCUAUGAAUUUUCAUUGAUUUAAAUAAUAAUAAUUAAUUUAAAGAA
This is a messenger RNA of Hydra vulgaris (swiftwater hydra), 2198 nucleotides long. Its product is annotated as C-type mannose receptor 2. The record is from RefSeq and is a predicted model, not a curated record. NCBI's taxonomy places the organism in Eukaryota, Metazoa, Cnidaria, Hydrozoa, Anthoathecata, Hydridae. Gene Ontology annotation, molecular function: signaling receptor activity.